AUGGGCUCCUUCAACAACCCAAAUCACACGGAACUCAACAGAUUACUGAUGGAUCAGAAAACCUUAGGCGAAAGUUUUUCAUUGGAUCCAGCACGCAGCGCGUUUUUGAGUGGAAGAGAAGCUGUAGCAAGUAUCAGUGGUGGGGUUGUUCAAAGUACUAUCGGAGCUGGUGGUAGUGCUACCACCUUCACUACUACUACUAAUACCGGAAAUAAUUUAACAGAAUUCACAAAACGAAAAAACUGGUCACAACGAAUCAUCGAAGAACUUAAAGAUUUUUUGCACGUAAUCUCACCCACCGGAAAGUUAAUGUAUUGUUCUCCUUCGUCACAAGAGCUGGUUGGCUAUUCACCCGAAGAAUUAGUUGGUCGAAGCAUUAAAGAUUUCAUUCAUGUUGAUGAUGUUGACAUGUUUGUUCGUGAUUUUAAUAUGGCAAUUAAUCAAAAGAGCAGUUUCACUCUGUACUAUCGUUUCCGUAAAAAAGAUGACAAGUUUAUUAUUCUGGAGGUGAAUGGCCAUCCAUACUUUGGUGAUAACAACCCCACCAUAAAUAGCACAUGUCGUUGUUUUUUCAGCAUGGGUAGAGUAUAUCCCUCAAAAACGACUGCGAUGCUUGAUUCCUUUCUAGAACUGAAAGUGGAAAAUGAGAAUCUGAGACGUCAACUUCGUGAUCUGAUGGGUCCCCCGGAGCCUCAAUCGGUCGAAGCAAGUACCUCUACUGCCGCGACGAUCGGCAGUGGAAUGGUUGAGCGGACAGUUGAUGUCACAAAUGAAACAAGUAAUCCGCUGGAAUUAUUGACCGGCUUACGAUAUCAGGAGGGUGAGCGCGCGAGGGGAAUUUCCACGGGAUCAAGUGACCCUUGUUUACUGAACGAAAAUUUGAUGGAUGUAGAUAUUACAUCUACUACCAAUGCUACUACCUCUAUACCGGUAGCUAUGACAGCGACCACUACCAUUACCACCUCAUCUACCUCGUUGAGAGACGACAAAAGCAUAGUAGUAGGAGGAGGAGUUGGUAUUAGUGGAACAGCUGAGCCAAGACCUUCUGGCAAUGAACCUGCUUCCCAAGCAUCCACUUCUGCUCCUACUCCAAAACAAAGAAGAAAGCCGAAAAAACCCAAGGUCGAAGAAGAAGAAUAUGUUUGUACGGAUUGUGGAACUGUAGAAUCGCCUGAAUGGCGUAAAGGUCCACUAGGUCCCAAAACGUUAUGUAAUGCAUGCGGCCUUCGAUGGGCAAAAAAAGCGAAGCGGCAGGCAAGUGGGACUACUAUUGGUGGAGGGAACAAUGGUAACGGGGGCGUCGGCGGUCCUGACUUACCAUCUUCCGGAAUGGAUAUGCCAGGCGCUGGUGAUUAA
Molecule: messenger RNA, 1356 nt
Organism: Ambispora leptoticha
Lineage: Eukaryota; Fungi; Glomeromycota; Glomeromycetes; Archaeosporales; Ambisporaceae
Source: the annotation of a GenBank genome assembly